Messenger RNA from Cryptomeria japonica (Japanese cedar), 2325 nucleotides. RefSeq lists its product as uncharacterized. The coding region runs from base 1 to 2325 and encodes 774 amino acids. The record is from RefSeq and is a predicted model, not a curated record. NCBI's taxonomy places the organism in Eukaryota, Viridiplantae, Streptophyta, Pinopsida, Cupressales, Cupressaceae. The transcript has a single exon.
AUGCAGCCUGCUGAAGAAGAAUUCAAUCUAAAGAAAGCUAAAAGAAGUCAACAAAAUCAUCGUUACUACUCAAAACACAAGGAAGAUAUUUUGAAAAGACGUCGGCUGGCCCGCCUCAACUGUCAAAAUCUCAACCCUUUGCAAGCCUCAUUUACAAUGAAUACAAUAAACACACCACCAACAGUUCUACCAAAUGAAAAUAUUCAUAUACACAAUGUCAUGCCUGCUGCUGCUUCAGCCACACUCCAACAAACUUCCUUGCAUUCCAUAGAAAGCAAUAAGACAGCUCCACCACAAGAAAGCCACUCUAUCUACCACUAUGCAAUAUUGCAGAAUACAAAUCCACAACAAUCUACAAUAAAUUGUUUCUCUUCUACAGAAUACAUUGAAGCAUUAAAGAACUUCUGUGCUCGCAUUGAUUCAUUGUCAACACUUCAAAUGUGUAGCAUUUGUGAAGAAAGAUAUAUUGGGAUGGUUGUUCAAAGAUCUCACCCAACAAUUAUCUGCUCUAGAUGCUUCUCUGAAAGAGGCAUUCAUCAUUUCUCUUUAGCAAAUAACUUAGACCCAGGUGAACAACCCCUUGUCUUAAAGAAGCUUACCCAAGUAGAGGAGAUGCUUAUUGCUCACAUAUCUACUGUUUUGCAAGUCACUCAUGCAAGAGGCAGCCAAUACAAAUACUUUGGGCACACGAUAAGUUUCCCUCAAGACAUCUCUGAAAUUGCAAAAAAAUUGCCCUGCAAGUUGCAGGAUUUGGAAGUCCUCAUAAUCCAAAGAAUCAAUAUACAAGGCAAUAAGUAUGACUGUUAUGUCAAUAAAUUCCAUGUUAUGGAUGCAUUGACAUUUAAAAUCCAACAUGACCAAUACUACAAGGAUGUUAUCAUUGAUUUUGAUUCUUUCAACUUGCUACCUGAUGUUACAACAGAUGUUUCAGCUAUGUUAAAUAUGUUGCAAGGCAUUGAAAUUGAGAUAGUUGUUCCUCCAAUAGCAGAUUAUUCCAAUGCUAUAGAUCCAUUUGCCACAGAAAAUUCAUCAUCCUUCAUCCCAACUAUGCUUGGUACAACUCAUGAGUUGGAGGCCAUUAAAGACACGUUGCAACUACAUACUGCUGAAAAGAAUUUAUUACCUUGGCCUCAAAUAAGCUCCUCCCCAAUAAAUGAAAAUAACACUAAAGGUUUGUUGCCUAUGGCAUUUCCAACACUCUUUCCAACUGGUGUUGCCCUCCCACUCCAAACACAUCCCAAACAUGUUCAUUUGCACAAGUAUGCACUACACUUGAUUAGAUACUAUGACCAAAUGUUUGGUCAGCAUGUCAGGUUCUGGUAUUUCAUUUAUAAUCUCAUUAUGUGCCAUCGUUCACAGCAAUCUGCAGCUGUCUUUAUUAGAACUAAUAUAGAAGAGGCCUUCCCAAGCAAUUUGCAGGCAUUACGUGAACGUUUGCAGAGCACACCUGAUGACCACUUGCCCAAACAGCUGCUCCGCUUUGGCGCAACUCUUAGAGGCACUAGAGCAUAUUGGAAUAAAUCUAGAAAAGAGUUCACAGCUAUGAUCUCCCAAUUGGGUACCCCAACCCUCUUUUUCACAUUGAGCUUAGUAGAUACUAAAUGGCCUGACUUGCAUACCAUUUUCAAUGAAGAUAAAGCCCAACAAAUAGUAGAAAAUGUAAUUCGCAAUCCACACAUAACAACCUUGUACUUACACAACAGGUUUACAAUAUUUCACGAAGAAAUUAUUCAAAAAUUAUUCAAAGCAAAAGACCUCUGGUAUAGAUAUGAAUGGCAACAUCGUGGCUCAACGCAUAUUCAUGGAUUCCUAUGGCUCCCUGGUGCACCAAACAUGGACAUCAUUGAUUGGCACAAUGACAAUGAAGUCCAUAUGGCUAAAAGAUUCUUUGACACAUACGUUUCUGCUUGGAACCCUCGUACCAAAGCUGACCGAAAUAAUACAGUUUCCUACGCUGCAAUAGAUGAUCCAUGCUUGGCUGAUACAGCAAAGAUAUUCUCAAUGUCCCCAACAACCGAUUAUGAAGCACUGGUAAAUACUUUGGAGAGACACACAAAAUGCACACAAAAUACAUGUCUCAGGAAAAAAGGCAAUUUAUUCAAAUGUCGUUACAAGGCUCCAUGGCCUGAACAACAAACAUCUACGUUGACAAUUGAUACUAACAAUAAACCAUGUUAUACACCUACAAGGAAUGAUGACCACUUGAAUAUUCAUAGCCCUUGCAUGCUUUCAAUAUGGCGGGCUAACAUUGAUUGCCAGUCUGUUACUUCAAGAAAAGCAGUCUUACAAUACAUUUCAAAGUACGCUUCAAAAUCUGAAAAAUGA